Toxotes jaculatrix (banded archerfish) is the source of this 4218-nucleotide messenger RNA. RefSeq names its product phospholipid phosphatase 3-like. Gene Ontology annotation, biological process: signal transduction; phospholipid metabolic process; phospholipid dephosphorylation. Gene Ontology annotation, molecular function: phosphatidate phosphatase activity. Lineage: Eukaryota; Metazoa; Chordata; Actinopteri; Toxotidae. The record is from RefSeq and is a predicted model, not a curated record. The transcript has 7 exons. The coding region runs from base 2113 to 3102 and encodes 329 amino acids.
GUCAGUCGAACAGCGUGGACCCUUUGCUGUGAAUAGGAAUCAACCCACCCACAUGCGUGUGCAACUGCGCGCCCACGUGGCGUCUUUUGCACGUGCACAAUGCAAGCAAAAGAGCACCCUUUGAAGUUCAGUUGGAUGUAGGGUCACAGUGAGCUCCCGCCAUCGCUCCUUAUCCUUGUCAUCCCUUGAUCUCCCUCAGCCCAGCUCAGCAACCUUGUACCCAGGUGAGUAGGUGGCAGCGCAUUAUGUAAUGAAAAGAACGAGACUUGCGGUUCUUCAUUGGUAAAUGUAAAAAAUUCACAGGAGGAGCGUGAAGCUUUUGACCUCUGCUUUGUUUUGUUCCUGUUCUUGUGUGUUGGAUAUUUUGAUGCCACCUUUUUGUUGUGCUAACUGACACUUACUACUUCCCUAUGUGCAGGCUAGUAUAUGUCCCUCAUGCAAAGUGGUGGCAAUGAUGUGAUUUUAAAAAAUGAGCAAAUAUUAGUGUAAAUGUGCUCUAAAAAUUAUUUAAACCCUCUGGAAAUUCUGCUGCUCCUGGUUUAUUUCAUUCACGAACUAAUGUUUGAUUUCCAACAUAAAUUCACUGCCUGACAGUUGAUGCUGUCAACGUUCUUGAGGAAGAAACCAAAAUAGUAAGCAAUGGCAACAUCAUGAAUCAUCAGUCAUGAAGUAAUGAUACAGCAAAAUCUGCAAAAUCUGCAAUGUCAAAGGUAAAUUUGUUUGCCCUCAGUGUUUAUUAUAGUUAAUAAUUUGUAAUUAACUGUCAGUGAGGUUUACAAACAACCGGCAAAUAGUCCAGCACAGUACAUAACCCUGGCUGUGGAUGAUGGUAGGUAUGGAAAAAAAAAGAGAUUGUUACCUUCAGACAGAACCAGUCCGGCUGUUUGCCCCCUUCUGGUCUUCGUGCUAAAUUCAGCUAUCUCUCUAAUGCCCGUAGCUUCAUAUUUACUGUACAGGCAUGAGAGUGGUAUUAAUCUUCUCAUCUAACUCUCAGCAAGAGAAUGUAAGCAAGCGAGUGUACUUCCCAAAUUGUCAAUGGUUAAGAAAUCAUUUACAAGUUAUUUAUAGAUCAGUUAUUAACCAUUGAUUAAAAAAAAUGGGGAAAAAGAGGAUCUGGACCCAAAAAUGACAUAACAGCUUAUUAAUGGAUGACCACAUUUAUCCUUUAAUGACAUCAUUACCAAACAGAAAAGUUUGACACAGGACAGAGGUUGGCUUAUGGCUGAUCUAUAAAAUAGGUAAAAGAUGUAUUUAUUACACAUUACUAUCCUUUACAAGAUAAAUCCUUUAUAAAGACUACCACAUUAAAAGUGGUGCCUCAGUUCACUUUUACUGACAUCCACUUUAAGAGAGCAACAGUUAUUUGCUAUGUGCCAUGAAACCACAGUUUCAAAGAAGACAAGGAAGAAGAUGAGGGAUUUACAGUCAUGAGUAAUCAGAUACUGGUUCAUCAAACCAGUAUCUAGUAAUUCUUGAGUUACGAUGUAAAGUGUUAUGCUGAGGCUACGUUAGUUGUUCCUGGUAAACUCGGGGACUUUUUGAAUUAAAGUCGAUGAAUAAAAAUGUAGGUGAAAGGUGAAGCACAGUGAUGGAUGAAGAAAUACCUCCCAGAUUCAUCGGUAUCAGCGGUGACACGACGGAUGAUGCGUUCAAUGCUUUUACAAAUUCGUGGAAUUUGUUCACACCCUGAUUUGAUCUAAACUACUUCAUGGACGGACAGAGCGAGAGACACAGACACAGAAAGAGAGAGUGAGGGAGGGAGGGAGGGAGAGGGAGAGAGAUCUUAUCCUCGGGUGUCUGUUUCGCAACCAGUCUGGAGUUUUCCGCGCCGCCGUGGUGCAUAUCUUCAAGGUGACGGGUUCCCUGCGACGAGUCAGGACGAGCCUUGCAGACUCUGUGAUGAAAUUAAAAAUGCGUAAAAAAGACACCUUACUUUGACAGCUAAGCAACACGUGCUGCGGGGAGCAUAUUAAAUACCCUGGCAAUUGGCGGACUGCGCCUCCAGUCUCUCUGCAGCUCUGCUCAUGAGUAGUUCAAGGGCUCUCCCAAGUUUGUGAUACCAACAUACAUCCAUUUCUUCUUUUUUUUUUUCUUAACUCCGAGCCAAUCGUCAUGUUGGAUAAAUUUGGGCAACAGAGCGCCGGUGUGCCCGUCUCCAGCCCGGACCUCCAGCUUAAACUGACGGACAACAAGAGCGGCCUGACCACAGCGACAGGGAUGGGGAUGGAGAACGGCACUGGGAAGAAACUGAUAGAGAUAACAGGACCGGCUUUAUCCAAAAGAAAACUUCUGGUCGGCUUAGACCUCCUGUGCCUCUUCCUUGCCUCCAUCCCUUUCUUUGCGUGUGAGCUGAAGGCAGUGAGUCCUUACAGGAGAGGCUUUAUUUGCGGGGACCCCAGCAUCACCUAUCCUUAUCUACACCGAGAGGCCAUCCCAGAUGAACUACUCAUCGCUGGUGGCAUCAUCAUCACCGGCCUCACAAUUGCGCUCGGGGAGUGUUACCGGGUACGCUUCCGAGGCGUCAGCUCCAAGGCCUUCGUGAGGAACCUGUAUGUGUCCUGUCUGUACAAGGAGCUGGGCUGCUUCCUGUUCGGCUGCUGUGUAGGCCAGUCACUGACAAACAUGGCCAAGCUGAGCGUGGGUCGCCUGCGACCACACUUCCUGUCUGUGUGUGGUGUCACUUAUGCGUCGCUCAACUGCACACCUGGAAGCUACGUUGCAACAGUGAACUGCCGCCAGCCUGACCACCGGUUAGAGGAGGAGGCCAGGAAGUCCUUCUUCUCUGGCCAUGCUUCCUUUGCCAUGUACACAAUGCUCUACUUAGCAUUUUACCUGCAGGCGCGGUUGACAUGGCGUGGGGCUCGGCUGCUGAGGCCGGCACUGCAGUUCUUCCUUGUUCUGCUGGCAAUCUACACAGGUCUGACCCGCAUCUCAGACUACCGGCAUCACCCGUCUGAUGUACUAACAGGCUACAUACAGGGAGCCCUCACUGCUUACUGGGUGGCCUUCCACAUCUCAUCCAUGUUUAAAAGCUCCAGUUCAGAUCUGUCACCUACUGAGACCCUGGACACCCCCUUGUCACCCCACCAUACUGUCUGCUAAACCUCACCUCCACCAUCCCCCUGCCUGUACCAACAUCCACCUGCUCCCUGUAGUCUUGCUUGGAUAGACAAGAGAUUUGAAGAAUGUGAGACCAUUUCCUGUGAAGUCAAACCACAUACCUCAGUAUUCAGACAGAGUGUAGGGCAGAGAGCAAAAGAGUAAGAGUUUGUGAGAUCUUGUAUGUGGCUGAAAAGAAAAGACAUAUGAACUGAGAGAGAGGAAGAGGGAGGGUGCUGAAAAGAACACCGGUCGCUCGGCUGGUGUAUUGUGUAAGCAACCUGAGCGCUUGACCUUUUGUCUUUGUGACUGAACUUAACUUCACAUGUGAUACUUACCUGUGAGAUGAGACUGAACACACAGCAACCACUACCACUCUAUACAUCACCUGUAAAUAUAUACAGCUUUUGUACAAUUCGAAUGAUACUGAAAAAGCACUUUUUGAUUUCCAUGUUAGUAUUAUUAAUGACCACUUUGUAAUGAUUUGGUAUGUAGAAUGUAAUAUAUUUUAUACGAACAUGUAACAUAUAUAAUAGCUGUUUUUUAAAAAUAUAUUUUUGUUGUUUUUACGUAAACCCAGUGAAUGUAAUGGUGUUGAAGAAAGCACAAAUGGCAAGAGAGCAACUCAUUUUCCUAACGUGUUCUACCAUUUAGAUGUGGUAGGAUGUGUCCGUCCAUGUGUGUGCAGCAUUGUCAUACAUGUAGUUUACCCAUGAGAGAAUGACUAUAGAAUGUAAUACAUAAUGGAAGAGUAGAUAUGCUACUAGUUAUCAAUCAUAUUUAUAAUAAUAUGUAUGUCGCUAGGUUACUUACGAGUCCAAGAGCACACAGAUCAUUAAAGAAAAAGGUGAUUUAAAAAAAUAAUGUAUCUUUAAGUUAAGUUUGUGACUUUUUUUCUACAAUACUAACACUGCAUACUCGUUUUGAGAAUAAACAUUUUCUAUAAUAAUUUUAUAAUAUAAAAUUAGGGAUUUUUAAAAAAAAAAAUCAGAAAGUCACUAACUAUAUAUGAUUGCCAUUUGAUGAACAAAAAAAGUCCACACAAUUGCAUCUCUGAUUAUUUAUUAACCAUAACUUCAAUAAUUCCUCAUAUAUUUAGACCUUUACUGUCUCAUGUUA